AUGACCGGCGAAUUGUUUCAACUGCUCAGCGAGCAAAGUUCGUUGCGGCAUCCUGAUCCACCGGAGAACUCGUGCUGCGACUGGAGCAACCGGCAAUUGGUCGACGCAUUCUGCGAAGGGGUUCGACUGGCUGAGAAGGAUGGGCUGACCCGAUCCCUGUUUCAAGUCCGGGUUGGGCAAUUGCGAAAUGGGUUAGCCAGGGCAACCAGCCAGGCACUGUUGAGCGGACAACUGAUCGGCAGCGAGAUCUGGUCGCUUAAGACACAGAGUGCGAGCGAUGCCCAUAUUGUGCUAUGUGCUGGUCAAAAGUUGAGCGUGCCGUAUCGCAUGGCCCUUGAACUGGCAGGCAUGGCCCAUCGAACGACCGAAAUCUCGGUCGAAGAAGUCGAACGGCUCUCGGCCGCCGGACAGUGGCAAGCGUUGAACUUGUGUCGGCAACGAUCCGAAGAGCACACUCAGCAGUGUUGUGAGUACGCCUUUCCAAUGGCCGUCGAAGCGAUUGUCGCGGGCGGCAUGAACACGGUCGAAGUGACACUGAAUUCGCCGGAUGCGUUGCGUCAGAUUCAAUCGCUGCAGACCGAAUUCGCAGGGAAGAUCAAUGUAGGUGCGGGAACCGUAUGCAAGGCAUCCGAUGCAAAGGCCGCGAUUGAACGUGGUGCGUCGUUCCUGGUCACGCCGAUCGUUGCCGAGGACGUGAUUCAAGUAGCCGUGCAAGCGGAUGUCCCGGCGUUUGUCGGGGCGAUGACGCCAACCGAGAUUUUGCGGGCAUGGGACUGCGGGGCGUCUUUGGUCAAAUUGUUCCCGGCCGAUGCCUUGGGCCCAGGCUACUUGAAAAGCGUACGCGGUCCCCUCGCGCAAGUUCGCUUGAUGCCCACCGGCGGCGUGACCGUCGAGAACCUGGCCGAGUAUCUUGCGGCCGGGGCCAGUGGUUUUGGAAUUGGCGGACCUCUCUUCGACAAGCAGCAGAUCGCAGACCAGAACUGGGCAUGGCUCACCGAUCAGGCUCACCGCUUUGUGGCCGCCUACGAAGGCCCGAGGAUUUCAUCCGUCCUAACUCUUGGCAAGAUCCGCAUCCUGGGUGAGUCGCCGGACCGAACUGCUACGACAUCGACGUUCAGCUUGAUGUUCGACAUGAACGUCGUCUUCGAGCGAUAUAUUGCCCAGGUGAUGAAACGCGCGAUGGUCUUGGGAGAUCGCCACGCAUCGGCUCAGGUCGGUGGGAAGCAUUUGCUAAGUAGGAAUGGUAAGGGCAAAUUCCGGUUGAUUCCAGACAUUGGAAUUUACGAGAAUAGAAAGCUGAUCUGCCUGGUCGAUACGAAGUGGAAGCUGCUUGACCGUUCCAAGUCCCACGACGGCGUAUCUCAGGCGGACAUGUACCAGAUGUAUGCGUAUGCCAGGGAGUUUCGGUGUUCGCGUGUGAUCCUGCUGUUCCCUGCUACCGACAAUGUUUCCGAGCGGAUAGCAACGUAUGAGCUGGACGAAAUUGACGGAGUACUACGCAAGAUUGAG
Molecule: messenger RNA, 1509 nt
Organism: Symbiodinium sp. CCMP2456
Lineage: Eukaryota; Dinophyceae; Suessiales; Symbiodiniaceae
Source: the annotation of a GenBank genome assembly